GAGGUUUGGAGUCUCUUGGUGCCUCUGGAACUUGGCGAUUUGGUAGCCUUGGAAAACUGUUUUCGUUUGUUUGUUUGUUUUGUUUUGUUUUGUUUGUUUGUUUUUCUCCUGACCGAUCUCAGAUGAUUAAAGGCCUCAACUGGAAUCUAUUUGUAUUUGGAACUGGAUCAACACAAAGACUUGAUGUAUUAGAAUGACUGGCAAGCAAGCAAUGCCAUUUAAUGAGCAAGCAAAGUUCUUGGGCUAUAAUGGGGAAAUCCUUGUUUUUCAGUUGUCCAAAGGAGAUUUUGCAGAUUUUGAAAUGCCUACAGAUCCAUCCAUAUUAUAUGUCAAAAGGAUAAUAUUUGACAGAGAAACUAGUACAUUUGUUCUGACAUCCACUGGUUUUUUAAACAUUAAUGAGAAAGCUUCUCAUUUAAAAAUUCUAUGUUGUAACUGUGUGUCAGAUUUCAGAACUAGAAUUAACCUUCCUUGCAUUUUAAUACAAUGUAGAAAAUGCAAUAGUAAAGCUUUCACCUAUUAUAUACUGUUUCUUCACAAUGCCAACAAGUUUGAAAAGCUUUUGAAUUUUCACCUAAACCAUGCAUUGGAUGAGAGUGUAAAGAUCUUUGAUGGCCCUAUAGUUUUUUGGCAACAUCUCAACAAAUUCUUCUAUAUCUCGUCCCAAAUGAGGAACGUCACUAACAUCUCAGUUAAACUUUCCUCUAUCGAGUGGAUAGGUGAGAUUGAAAAUUUUGGUGUAGGUUUUCUGGGGUUAGCAGAACCAUCUGAGGCUAAAUGUAGCCACAAGCUUUCAGAAUCAGACUAUGAAUUUUCCGAUUCCAUCCUUUGUGUAUAUGCUCUUAAAAGUCAAGAAAUAUUAAGCAAUAGUUACCUUAUCCCUCUUGCUUACAGUAAUGUAGUAACUCAUGUGCAUGUCUGUGCUGCUGAAAUGGUUGAGAACCAGUUAAAAAUGUCUUUGAUUGCCCUGACACGAAAGAAUCAGCUCAUUUUGUUUCAAAAUGGCAUUCCCGUAAGAGUUUGUCAGCUUCCAUUUCCAGAUCCUUGUUCAGUUCAAAUUCUAGAUUCAGGUAAAGGAAACCGAUUUUUCAUCGUGUCAUUCAGAUCCAAAGCUUGUGCUGUUUCCGAAAAGAAAUUUAAGGUUGUUGCUAAGUGGGAAAAACUUAGCUUAGUACUGAUAAACGACUUUGUUGGAGUUGGAACUGAACAAGUACUAGUCAUUUUUGAGGAUUUUCUGAGCGCAGAUCAGCUGACUUCAUUUACAAUAACAGAUUUUGUCAAAAUAAGCUAUUCAACUGAACCACCGGAUUGCAGUGAAGACUGUUUUGCUGAAGAGGAACAUGAAAAUUAUUAUUUGGUGCUUCCAGCAUUGGAAGCCCAGUUAGAAGCAUCUUUUGUUUUUCUUAACAAACUCCAGCAGCAUAUCUCAUUUAAAGAUGCAUUUAUUGCAAACUCUUGGAAGGGUCUUUUAAACUCUGUUUAUGGGAAAGUUGAUAGUAUGCCAAGUGAUGAGGAGUUACCUAUUUUAACACCUUUUUUGAAGGACUGCCUUGUUCCUUUCUGUGAUGAAUAUGAAAACAGUGUGCAUACCCCUGAGGAAAAGUUAUCAGAGAAUUUUCCAGAGCCAGAUCAUAUUGUAGAGCAGACAUGGUGUCGUAUACUAGAUGAUGAAUUAGUUGUUGGAGUGAAAGUCACAUCUUUGAAGCUAUCUCGUAAUGAAAUGACUUUAUCACUGAUAAUGGAUCAAAGCAACAGGUCCAGUUUUCAGCUUAUGAAGUGUCGAAGUCAGGUGAUUAGUUUGAGUAUGAAUUCUUUUCCAGAAGCAUACUUUAUGCCAGGGGAAACAGGACCAGAGACAAAAAGGAUCAAGUUGACCUCUGGUAGCAAGGAAGAGGAAAGCUCUUCUUGUGGACAAUCAUCUAAGACACAAUCUACACACAUAAUUACUGCCAUAACGUCUCUUUCACCACUUUUAGUAUUCAACAAAUUGUGUUGUACUGUGCUGCUAAACAUUAGUGACAGAGAUAAUGAUAAACAUACCGUGCAUGAUUAUGUUGUAUGUGGCAACCUUGAUUUUAAUCUACAAGAUCUUUUUAGUAGGAAACACCUACUGGCGUUCCCGAAGAAGCAAGAAAUAGAACAUACGGAAGAUCUUUUUUCACUUCUUGCAGUAUUGCACAAAUAUUGUUUUCGUGUCACAUCACCUACCCAUGCCCCGAAUUUAAUGAAGGUAUGGCUCUUGAAACACAUGAAAUGUGAAAGAAUCAAAGAAUGCAGCGAAAUAUACUUGUAUAAAAAGCUGCGAAACUGUGGAGCACUCUUCUCCUGGGAAAAAAGAACAAUCUUUGAAGGAAAUUUAACAGUAUAUUGCAGGAAUCAAGGAGUUUUGUUCCAAUGUCUUGACCAUCUCAUCAAAGUUCUACCUGGAAAAUAUGUCUUCAGCUAUCUGAAAUUUGAAAAGGAGGAUUUGUUAAUUGAUCAUUUGUCAUCCACUUUGGAGAAGGAGCUUAUUACCUUUUGUUCUCUUUCUACUUCUGCCUUUGAGUAUGUUAGAGAUGGGUUUACGUAUACAGAUAAAACAAGCAAAAUAAAUGAGAAUACCUCAGUUGAUUCAGAGGUAGAGGCCAAAAUCUGUCUGCAUAAGCAAGAAGUUCAGAAAGAAAGGCUACUGAAGGACUUGAAUCUGAAAGUAAAUGCCCACAGUUAUGCAGAGAUGACUUUGGCAUUAGCUGACAUUCAGCUGAAAUCAGACCUCAUUGUAAAGCAACUGGCUGAUUUGUAAGUGCACUUUAAAAAUCUUGAUUUAAAAUAUUUAAACUGCAUGUUGAGAGAUGCAGUUAUAUAUAAUGCAUCAAGAUAUAUAAUGAAUAAAUUGUGAAAAAAAGUAGAAAAAAUAUAAACUGUCAUAAAGUAUUGACUUCACUUGUUAUCCUUUGUUAAUAUAAAGAUUAAACUCUAUUAUAAUCCCUA
Molecule: messenger RNA, 2970 nt
Organism: Psammomys obesus (fat sand rat)
Lineage: Eukaryota; Metazoa; Chordata; Mammalia; Rodentia; Muridae
Gene: Fancb
Product: FA complementation group B
Exons: 9
Coding region: 194-2782 (862 amino acids)
Biological process (GO): interstrand cross-link repair; positive regulation of double-strand break repair via homologous recombination; replication-born double-strand break repair via sister chromatid exchange
Cellular component (GO): Fanconi anaemia nuclear complex
Source: RefSeq, a predicted model, not a curated record